UGACUUCCUCGCUCAUCGGCAGCUACAUUGUGUGGAAAGCAGCACGUUGUUGGCUUCUGCACGCUGAACUUUACGCCGAAUUAACGUUCUCCUGUUUAAGGAGAAACCAGAUUCAAAGCUACCAGCUUUUUUGUCAGACUCCUGUAAGUUACCCCAGGUUGCGAAAACAUGUCUGCCUCGGCGGCAAAAGUCAGUAAAAAGGAGCUGAAUUCGAACCAUGACGGAGCGGACGAAACCUCCGAGAAAGAGCAGCAAGAAGCAAUUGAACACAUUGAUGAAGUUCAAAAUGAAAUUGACAGGUUGAACGAGCAAGCCAGUGAGGAGAUCCUCAAAGUAGAACAGAAAUAUAACAAACUCCGCCAGCCAUUCUUUCAGAAGAGGUCAGAACUGAUCGCCAAAAUUCCCAACUUCUGGGUCACCACGUUUGUCAACCAUCCACAGGUAUCUGCCCUACUGGGAGAGGAAGAUGAAGAAGCACUUCAUUACCUGAGCCGAGUGGAAGUGACAGAGUUUGAAGACAUCAAGUCAGGCUACAGAAUAGAUUUUUAUUUUGAUGAAAACCCGUACUUCGAAAACAAAGUACUUUCCAAAGAGUUCCAUUUGAAUGAGAGCGGAGACCCAUCUUCAAAGUCAACAGAAAUCAAAUGGAAAUCAGGAAAGGACCUGACCAAGCGUUCCAGCCAGACACAGAACAAAGCAGGAAGGAAGAGGCAACAUGAAGAGCCAGAGAGCUUCUUCACUUGGUUCACUGAUCAUGCUGAUGCUGGUGCAGAUGAGCUCGGGGAGGUCAUCAAGGAUGACAUCUGGCCCAACCCUUUGCAGUACUACCUGGUUCCUGACAUGGAUGAUGAAGAGGGUGAAGGUGAGGAAGAUGAAGAGGACGAGGAGGGUCUGGAGGACAUAGAUGAAGAGGGAGAUGAAGAUGGAGAGGAGGACGAAGAGGAUGAUGGAGAAGAUGGAGAGGAUGACGAGGGAGAAGAUGACUGAGAAAUAACAUCAUCUACCCAGAGACCCUCAACUUUCUAUUCCCUGUUUGGUUUUUCCACUCACAUUCGGGAGCAAAGGUUUUAAUUUUUUUUCUUUUCCUUUUUUUUUUUCUUUUUUUUUAAUCCGUGUGUGCUUCAUUUUCCAUUCUGAGGCCUCUACACCUGUCGGUGCCAUGUUAUGUUCUCCUUUGACUCAUCUUAGGCCAAUGGCACUUUGCCCUGAAUUGUGAGUACCAUCCCAAAAGUCAUCUCGAAAAUAAUAAUAAAAAGUAUAAAAAUAGAAUCAGCACGGCAUCCUGAGUAGAAUUUGAAGACAAUUCACACAGAAUUCCUCCUGUUAAAGGUUAUAUGGUAAAUUGACUAAAGCCAUGGUGUAGUGACCCAGCGCUAGUUUACCUCAAUAUUUUUUCUCCAUAUUUUUUUCUCUCUCCAUUUGGGGUGUUGAUCCCUUGCAAAAACUGUUAUUUUUCCCCUAUGUGGUUAACGAGUACCAGCUCAUUCCUUUGACUUGUAAUGUUUAGUGGGAGGGGGGUGGGGUAAGCUGGGGAGGGGCAGGAGUAUGUUGGUUAUUGGGGAGAGUGGUUAUUUUGACACCAUUUCUAUGGGACUUUUUUUUUCAUUGUAUUGUUUUACAGAUAUCCAUGAGAUUUGAAAUGACAUUUUUAAUAAAGAACAAAAUGGAAAAAAAAAUCAAGCUUGUAAAUUUUGGCCCCCACUGCUUCAUGGGUAAAACAAACCUGUUAUCUCAUAGAAUUUACUUAAUCACACUUUCCUUUUCCGCUGGGGGGAAAAGAAACUGUUUUAAAUUUGAGGUGUACAACUUGCUUUGUUAAAAUAAUAAAUCUUAAUGUGUA
Messenger RNA from Scatophagus argus, 1840 nucleotides. RefSeq names its product SET nuclear proto-oncogene a (gene seta). Bases 169 to 987 code for a protein of 272 amino acids. The transcript has 8 exons. NCBI's taxonomy places the organism in Eukaryota, Metazoa, Chordata, Actinopteri, Scatophagidae. The record is from RefSeq and is a predicted model, not a curated record. Gene Ontology annotation, cellular component: nucleus; chromatin. Gene Ontology annotation, molecular function: chromatin binding; histone binding. Gene Ontology annotation, biological process: nucleosome assembly.